GUAAAACAAUACUCCCAGACUGUUCAAUUGCACUGUUUACAUCAGGAACAUAUUUCAGUACUUCUUCCAGCCCUACUGAACCCCAUAGGCUUUGAGGCUGCAACAGCGACACCCUGUGGUAAAACGUAUAUCUGCACCUCUUCACCUCGACGAGGUCAUGGGCAGUACAGCGCCACCCUGUGAGUCUGGUUGGUAAAAUCAGUCUGUGUGCAUUACAUUAUUAAAAAAUAUAACUAGCAUGUUGGACCCGCAUAGUGAUUGACAGUCAGUGUACUCAUUACCUGCUGUUUUAUUGCCUGACUGUCCCUGGGUGAAUGACAGUGUUAGCCGGGUCCAGCUGCACCAGACACACGGUCAGAGAGAGUCCGCACAUCACUGGCUGCUUUCGCCUCUUCAGCUAAGCCAUUCAAAGCGAGGAAACUGUGUGACCGCAGGGGGGGUGGGAUGUAGCAGCAUAAAUGCCUCCCAGCUAACGGGCCUCUUGUUUCAGCUUCUUGUUAACGUUUCUUACGCUUCGGGGAAUUCAAGGGCCAUGGAUUUCCCAGGUCACUUUGAUCAGAUCUUCCAGCAGCUCAACUACCAGCGUGUCCACGGUCAGCUGUGUGACUGUGUCAUCGUGGUGGGCAGCAGACACUUCAAGGCCCACCGCUCUGUGCUGGCAGCCUGCAGCACCCACUUCAGAGCCCUGUUUACAGUGGCAGAGGGAGAUGCAAGCAUGAACAUGAUCCAGCUGGACAGCGAGGUGGUGACAGCUGAAGCUUUCGCUGCUCUGGUGGACAUGAUGUACACCUCAACGCUGAUGUUAGGGGAGAGCAACGUCAUGGAUAUCCUGCUUGCAGCCUCACAUCUGCACCUCAACAAUGUAGUAAAGGCCUGCAAACACUACCUGACCACACGUACUCUGCCCAUGUCCCCCACAUCUGACAGACUUGCCCAUCACCACCCUCAGCAGGAGCAGCAGAGGCACAGGCAGCAGCAGCAGCAGCAGGUAGCAGAUUUAGCAGCUAAUGCUAACCUUGCAAACGCUGCCACGUCAAAGUUGCAGCGCUCUUUCCUCCUGCAGCAGCUUGGGCUGAGCUUAGUAAGCUCUGCUUUGGGUGGGAUGGAAGAGGACGGAGUUGGAAAUGGAGUUGGCAGUAGAGUGGUUGAUCAGAGGGCCUCCUUCCCUAUCCGACGCUUCCACAAACGCAAGCCCUCCAUGGCCCUGGGCCUGUCAGAGGAGAGACCCAGGCAGAGGCAGCGUCCCUCUGCGCCUAACCUGGGGUUGUUAGGAGCAGAAGCUAUGAACACAGAGCGAGAAGACGGAGGACUUCUCUCCCCGGACUCCCACAAGAUGGGGGACGAAUCAAAAUUGGAUGGGGCAAUGACUGGCCUAGUAGGGGUGUCCCAAGAUGAUCCACAAAUGCCCAGCCAGUCGGACAGUGGACAUUGUGAGGGGGAGGGGAAAAUGCAGGGAGGGGUAAGGAAGGAGGAGGACAUGGAAGACCAGGAGCAUCAGAACAACCGAGCAGGGGUGAAGAUCAAAUCAGGGACCGAGGAGGAGGAGGAAGCAGAAGAAAGGGAACAGAAGGUGCUGGUAAAACAGGAACCGCUAAGUUCUCCGGAGCCAACUGAUGAAACCAGCGACGUGCCAUCACAGGCCGAGCCCGGAGGCCAGGGGGAGAAGGCGGAGCUGAGCCCAGAGAGCAGUGACCGCAGCUUCACCUCUGAACCCCUAACCAGCUCUGACUCGCUGCUCCUCAAGAGCAGCAUGGGAGGAGGCAACGGAGUGGGAGGAGAUUUUGGGUGUAGUAGUGGACUGGGUGGAAAACCUGGUUUUAGUAUUUCUAGCUUCCUCAGCCCUAAAGUUUUUGGAAGUGCCGGGUCGGGGUUGGUUUCUGGAGAGGAUGACCUCCCCAACACAACAACUGGCGAUGCAGUAGCACAUCACUUCCUGCUCAGACAGGAGGCAGCUGGGCCAUCUGGCUCCACUUCUUCCUCCCUUCUGAAGGCCGGACCGCUCGGUGGAGAAAGUCGCAACGGUUUUGGAGACAACCUACAGGCCGAUUCUCUAUUCCUCCGUCCGCUGCAUGAUGGGUUAGGGGCCCCUAGAGGAAGUGCUAAUGGGGGGCGUGGAGGGAUGGAUCCCUUUGGUUUGGACUUCCAGCGCUCUAGUCUAGGGCUUCACUCCCUGGGGCGACCGUCCAGAGGAGCAGGGGGGGCUUGUACCACUGCACAAAAUUAUCCAGGCUACAGACGUAUCGCUCCGAAGAUGUCCAGCGGUAUGGGAGGAGAAGAAGGAGUAGGUGGUGUUCUCCAGGAUGCUGCCUCUUCCUCCUCAAGUCUGGCAAGUCCUCUGCUUUUAAAUGAGAGCGGGGGAUAUGAGAUGAAUAAUGGAAGACCCACCUCCCUCCCCCCGCAUCUGACCCGAGCUUCAGCAGACGUCCUGUCAAAGUGCAAGAAGGCUCUGUCAGAGCAUAAUGUCUUGGUGGUGGAGGGAGCGCGGAAAUACGCCUGUAAAAUCUGCUGCAAAACCUUCCUCACCUUGACGGACUGCAAGAAGCAUAUCCGUGUGCACACAGGAGAGAAACCCUACGCAUGUCUCAAGUGUGGGAAGCGCUUCAGCCAGUCGUCCCACCUUUACAAGCAUUGCAAGACCACCUGUCUGCGCUGGCAGAACAGUAACAUGUCCAAUGCCCUGCUGUAGGACUGAGGCCACUGCUUCCAAAGGGAGCCAGGCGACAAUAAUGGGCCACAUUUUAAGACUCCAUAAUGGUGAGAUUUUUCUGAUGUUGCGAAAGAACUGCAAGAAAGGAGAAACCAACACUGUUCCGUGGGUUUAUGUACUUAUAUAGACUGUAAAAAGACCAGAGGGACAUGCAAAGGUGCCACAUUUAUUGCCGUGGUUGCCUCGUAGAAAACAUAGAUGGACAAUAUACUCCCCUGUAAUCGUGAGGAUUUUCAGUGUCAGUAAAUGCAGCCCAUGACAUUAUUUUUAUGUUUUAUUUAGCGUAUUAUCUCCUGAACUAAGAAUCAUAUCUACAUUAGGAGCCGGUCUCUUUGACUGAAUUCAGUAUGAUGCAUUGUCAUGUUACUAGAAAUGCUGAGAACGCUCAAACCAGAGUUGGUUCGGCGAGAGUACCCCUUGUGUGUUAUGUUGAAGUGGCAGCUUGCAUUAGAUGGCGCAAACACACUAGUUGGAAAACAAAGAACAGGAGUAGGCUGAGUGGUUGCAGGGGUGCUGUCUAACCAUAUUGUGUUCUGAGAUGAUUGGAAACCUAUCUUUUGACAAAUGGAAAAUGUUACUCGUUAAGCAAGGGAGCGUGAAUCCUUGUUGUCAAAGUAGCAACACAAAAUCGUAAUGGUCUGCAAUCUCAAUACUAGAUGCCUCUAAAUCAGACACAGUGGUCUGUGCAAUUUGGAUAUGUUGAGGUGACUCCUUAAUGCUGAACAUGCAUUUGAAGCAGUGAGCAAAUCCUCCUUCACUGGUCUUUGCACCUUCUUUUGUGUUAUGAUGUGCAAGAGUUGGACUUUUGUUGACAUUUUAAAUGGUGUAAAAUCUGGCAUUUACUGACUGGGAAUGACCACAAGACUUUGGGCUUACCGUCCACACAUCAGGCAAGGUUCCAUGGACGCUGUUGUUCUUCUGUUUGCAGUUUGUGUGUUUAUAAAAAGGGUAAUGAAGUUGUGCUGAGAGGCAGAGCCGUCUGAUGAGUCCAGCACGUGUUGAAAAGGGCUUGAGAAAUGUAAAUAUUGCACUUUUGUUAUGGGUUUCCUCCUUUUCCUCUCGAGGGGAGGAAAAGAAGAUUUCAAAUACUGUGUUUAAGCUUGCUACUGUAACAUAUACGUGCUCUGUACAUGUGUCUUUUUACAUCUAAUGUUCCAUCUGUACAAAAGCACUUAGACAAAUCGUUCAUUUCUUAUAACUAAUAUGUUAACUGGAAUGUGGAUUUAUGUGAAAACAAAGCUGUAUGGAGACUGUCCAACUCCACCAGCUCUCGUGGGCUUGUUCUCCUUUACACCACCAUCGGGAUAUGAAAAGCAAUGCUCAGAAAUGAACUUUAAAUGUUCCUCUGUUAUUUGUUUUAUGUUCAUUUCAGGAGGUUUAGCUGAUUUUUAAUGUCAACCUGUAACUUGAUAAAUUAUGGUUUAGUGUGAAAUUGAAAAAGAAAGGAAUCCAAUGUUUUUUUCUCCAUAACCCCAGUUUCAAAUGCCUGGCUUCCUGUGGGCUCUAAAUGAGAGAGGCCUUUUUGGUAAACAGUUAAUUGAAAUCAGUGUUAUUGCUGUGUUGUAGAGUUCUGUUGAAGUGAACCAAAAUGAAAUGAAAACAUGUUUGCCUUUUUUGUAUACUUUUUUUGCUUACUGUAUUGUGUUUCCUACACUGUCAUUGCUUAAAUUUGCUAGUCAGCACCUUAUCUUACUGUACAGUCAAUACACUGUUAUCCCGUACAAAAUGACAACUCUAUUUGGCAUUCAUGUUGAAAGAUUACCUUGUUUUAAUUCAGAGAUGAAUUGCCUGCAAGUAUGUUUCUCACUGUACACACAAGCUGACCUACCAUCCACCCUGUAAAUGUGGACAUGAAUAACAGCAACGUCCUUGUAGCUUGGAAACAGAAUUUAAAAUAAUCCCUGAAGGUUAGAAGGUCUCUAAUCUUUUUCUGUGUUGCUUACUCACAUUCAGACUCCUGCAUUCUGUAAGGAUGGGCUCCUAAGAAUGCAGAUUUGUAAAGGGUGAAGGAAAGAUGUAGUCCACCAAAACGACUUCCACACAGUUGCCAGUUAAGGGUUAUUAUGGUGCUGACUUCUUUAGCUGCUGCAUAAACAAUGAAAAUGACUCUCUAAAAAAUGCACUGGUUGUACAAAAAUACCAAAAUGUUCAAAUACAUAAAAAGGCCUAAAUUGUUAAUAAACGUCACUGCCUUAUGCCCUCUAGCUUGAAAAGCUGGGCUUUUGUUGAUAUGCCAAAUUUGAUGUAUUUCUGUGUUUUUUUCUAAAUACCUAACAGUGUAACCAUGAGAGGAUUAAAUGUUUGUCUCUUUACUGUUGAAACCUAUGAAGAAUGUACAGUAUGUUCAGUUGUUGUAUAGGCUGAAUAAAAAACAAACAAUGAAAUUCA
Eleginops maclovinus (Patagonian blennie) is the source of this 5095-nucleotide messenger RNA. RefSeq names its product zinc finger and BTB domain-containing protein 5. The coding region runs from base 533 to 2686 and encodes 717 amino acids. The record is from RefSeq and is a predicted model, not a curated record. Gene Ontology annotation, biological process: regulation of transcription by RNA polymerase II. Lineage: Eukaryota; Metazoa; Chordata; Actinopteri; Perciformes; Eleginopidae. Gene Ontology annotation, molecular function: protein binding; DNA-binding transcription factor activity, RNA polymerase II-specific. Gene Ontology annotation, cellular component: nucleus. The transcript is spliced from 6 exons.